Messenger RNA from Scomber scombrus (Atlantic mackerel), 1512 nucleotides. It is a transcript of the gene ovca2, whose product is annotated as OVCA2 serine hydrolase domain containing. Gene Ontology annotation, cellular component: nucleus; cytoplasm. The record is from RefSeq and is a predicted model, not a curated record. The transcript has 2 exons. Gene Ontology annotation, biological process: response to retinoic acid. Bases 245 to 919 code for a protein of 224 amino acids. NCBI's taxonomy places the organism in Eukaryota, Metazoa, Chordata, Actinopteri, Scombriformes, Scombridae.
CGGGUCUUCGCGGAAUGCGGGUGGGAAAAACAUAAGGCCAGCUGACUUCACGAGUUGUGCUGUUACUUCCUCAUUUUUCUGAAUUAUCUGUAUUUUAAUAACUAAGUAACACUUUGUCGUUGUUCAAAUAAUAUAACUGACUAUUCACAGUGACGUGGUCAUUUUUAAACAUAACUACUCUACGACUUCCGACUAAAUAAACUAAACUUCUCUGACUGGCUAAUGCUAAGCUAACACCGUCGCCAUGGCACCUCUCCGGGUUCUGUGCAUCCAUGGUUACCGUCAGAACAGCAGCUCGUUCCGGGAGAAGACGGGAGCUCUGCGGAAGCUGCUCAAGAAACAAGUGGAGCUUGUUUACAUGAGCGCACCACUCAGUGUACAACAUGUUAAUAGUGAAGUUCCAGACAAGGAGAGUGGACCUGGACCCGGACCCGGAGGUGACGAGGACCACAGGGGUUGGUGGUUUUCUGACACCCAGGCUCGGAGUUUCAGUGCUCAGCAGCAGUGUGAGGAAAGCCUGGGGCUCGACGAGAGUGUGACGGCCGUGAUAGAAGCUGUGAAGGGUCAAGGUCCGUUCGACGGCAUCCUCGGCUUCAGCCAGGGAGCGGCUUUCGUGGCGAUGCUGUGUUCUCUGCAAGAGCAAAAACUGGAGCCAGAGUUCUGCUUCCACUUUGCCAUCCUUGUCGCUGGUUUUCGUAGCGCGUGUAAAGAACACCAACAAUUCUACGACGGCCCCGUCCAGAUCCCCUCCCUGCAUGUGUUUGGACUGGAGGAUCGUGUCAUCCCUGAUAACAUGAGCAGGGAGCUCCUCCCCUCCUUCCAAGACCCUCAGGUCCUGACGCAUCCCGGUGGCCAUUUUGUCCCGGCCGCAUCUGCUCACAGACAAACUUACCAGGACUUUCUCAAGAGGUUCCAGUGAGAAAAAAUAAAGUCACAGAAACUGGAGCUACAAUCCAUGAAGAAGACUUAAGCACUUAAAUGAGGACAGAGAAUGUUGAUUAUAUAAUGCUCAGACACAUCUUGUGAGAACAUAAUUGAUUCCAGAGGCACGUGGCGUAAAAAUACCAAGUUCAGAGUCAUGACCUUUGUACUCUGGAUGUCAUCUGAUCCAUCCAAAACAAUCCUGCUGUUCUUCUCAGGGAAGAUGUUGUCUUGUAAGAGAUAAUAAAUAAGAUAACUGUUUACUACACAAAUUCUGGUCUCAGUUUCUUUUUCUUUUAUCUUUUAUUGAACCUUUAUUGGCUUACUACAACACAUGAAGAUGAGAUCAUGACAUCACUAACAACCUUAUAAAAUAUUUUGGAAUAUAUGAGACAUUUUAAUUUGUCAUAAGCAGUGUACCUAAUGACAUUUACACAGGCUUGUUUUUAAUUACACCGAUUACUUUCCUUACUGUCUACAUAUCUGCUGUGAAAAGGACCAAUUAGAAGCAAAUGUUUUAGCACUUUCAUCUUAUUCCACAUGGACAUGAUAAUUAAAUCAAUCUCAGCGGGUCAAUCCAUUUUUGAAAUA